CGCCAGGGGGCGCCAGAGCGCCCGGAACCUUCCGCUCGGGCCGCGGUUUCCGGGCGGGGGUGAGGGGGACGCGGCCGCUUCCGCUUCCGGGCGCACUUCCGGUUGUGCGCGGCCCGCUGCGGUCCGGCGGUGGCGCGAUGAUCCACGCGAUCCUCGUGUUCAACAGCCACGGGCGGCCGCGGCUCGCCCGCUUCUACCAGCGCCUGCCGGAGGAGGCGCAGCAGCAGAUCAUCCGCGAGACCUUCCAGCUGGUGCUGAAGCGGGACGACAGCAUCUGCAACUUCCUGGAGUGCGGCAGCCUGCUCGGCGGCUCCGACUACAAGCUGAUCUACCGGCACUACGCCACGCUGUACUUCGUGUUCUGCGUGGACUCGUCGGAGAGCGAGCUGGGCAUCCUGGACCUCAUCCAGGUGUUUGUGGAGACACUGGACAAGUGCUUUGAGAACGUCUGUGAGCUGGACCUCAUCUUUCACGUGGACAAGGUUCACUAUAUCCUCCAGGAGGUGGUGAUGGGUGGCAUGGUGCUGGAGACCAACAUGAAUGAGAUUGUGGCGCAGAUCGACGCCCAGAGCAAGUUGGAGAAGUCUGAGGGCGGCCUCUCAGCCGCGCCCGCCCGUGCCGUCUCUGCCGUGAAGAACAUCAACCUGCCCGAGCUGCCGCGCAACAUCAACAUUGGCGACAUCAACAUCAAGGUGCCCAGCCUGUCGCCCUUCGUUUGAGCCGGAUGCGUCCCCUCGCCCGCACCCACGAGGGCUCCCAUGUGUACCCGUGUCAAAGGCCAGAGCCAGGCCUUGCCCACACGGGCUGACAGCUGGCCUGGGCAGUGGGGCUGAGUCGUGAGCAGAGCCAGCGUUGCCCCCACCCCGUCCUGCAGGCUGUGCCAGCCCCCUACCCUUUGCCACUAAAGCGUGGCUGGAGGCAGACCAGCUUCACGCAUCCCAGGAGCUGGCGGGGCCUUGGGCCCUGCCCUUUACCUGCUCCCUGCCUGGCCCCUGGCAGCUGGCACUUCUCUUGCUGAGCUGGAGCAUGGUUGCAUGCCUGACCCAACCCUGGCUCCCCAGCCACUGUGGGUGCUGGUGCAGGAAGCCAGGCACGGGGGGUUGCCAGAUGCUUGGGGCCAGUGGAGCUUCACUGAGAGUCACAGAAGCUGUGUGUAGGUGGCUCCUGCCUGCUGCAUGCUGCAGGGGUGGGUCCCUCCCUGCUACAGGCACAGCCUCCCCUGCCCACCAUGGGAGGGUGGCCAGCAGCUCCUUCCCACCCACCUGCACCCCCCUCCUGUUGCUUGUUAGCAGGGCUUGGCUCUCACAGACCUGCUUGCCCUCCUCGCCCACAUCCUGCUGCACCUUGCGCGGCUUUGCCCCCUGGCCUUGUACCCUGGGACCUGCCACAGGUGUUGCUGGGCUGAUCUCCACGGUGUGCUGUGAUGGGGAACUAGCUGCGUGGCCAACUGCUCCAGGGUGGGGUAGGUGCUGCCUGGGCCAGGGGCUCAGCUGGCCCAUGCUGAGUGAAUCCUGCAGGUCCCUUUGCCAGGCCCCCCACAUGCAGGGUCUCUGUAUUUGGGGGGGCAGGCUGGGGGGAAGCUGUCCAGGGGUGCUGAGAGCCAAUAAAGCUGCUGUUGUGAUCUGUU
Messenger RNA from Alligator mississippiensis (American alligator), 1627 nucleotides. RefSeq names its product adaptor related protein complex 3 subunit sigma 2 (gene AP3S2). The record is from RefSeq and is a predicted model, not a curated record. Gene Ontology annotation, cellular component: membrane coat; AP-3 adaptor complex; intracellular membrane-bounded organelle. Gene Ontology annotation, biological process: Golgi to vacuole transport; intracellular protein transport. NCBI's taxonomy places the organism in Eukaryota, Metazoa, Chordata, Crocodylia, Alligatoridae. The coding region runs from base 138 to 719 and encodes 193 amino acids. The transcript is spliced from 6 exons.